Molecule: messenger RNA, 570 nt
Organism: Pieris macdunnoughi
Lineage: Eukaryota; Metazoa; Arthropoda; Insecta; Lepidoptera; Pieridae
Source: the annotation of a GenBank genome assembly
AUGAAUCAAAUGAACAUGCAUAGUGGCAUGAACCCUGGUCCUCCUAUGGGUGCUGCACCUCCCAUGCAAAUGCCAGUAUGUGGUCAGAUAAUGCAGCAGCCUCCGCAUCAAAUGGCACCAGCUCCCAUGCCACAGCAAACCCAACAGGACAAAAUGGAUAAUAUUACAAAGGUUAAAACAUUGAUGAGCUCCUUGAGAGAAUGUCUACCUGUGACAUUAAAAUCAGCAGCCCAAAUAUUGCAUCACAAUCACAAUGUGGACUCAAAUACUCAAAAAAGCAACGAGCCUCCAGGCGCAAGGUUUGAUAAAAAUUUAGAAGAAUUUUUUUCACUCUGUGAUCAAAUGGAGCUUCAUUUGAGAACAGCAACAUCAUGUAUUCAACAAGCUCAGUCGGCAGCGCACUAUCUUCCCCUCACUGUUAUACCAUCUAGAAUGGAUUCGGGGCCCGUACAAGAAACAACACUAAGCUACCCUCAAUAUUUGAACACUGUAAGACUUCAGAUCGCAUAUGCGAAAGAUAUACACGACACUCUUGUUGCUGCUGCACAAAAUAUAUCACCUACAGAAUAG